Meira miltonrushii is the source of this 1280-nucleotide messenger RNA. RefSeq lists its product as uncharacterized. The coding region runs from base 114 to 890 and encodes 258 amino acids. The record is from RefSeq and is a predicted model, not a curated record. The transcript has a single exon. NCBI's taxonomy places the organism in Eukaryota, Fungi, Basidiomycota, Exobasidiomycetes, Exobasidiales, Brachybasidiaceae.
CUCACUCAUUCAUUCAGCUUACUUUCUUUUGACUUGGCUGCUUUAUCUUUUUCAGAUUCGGGAAAAUAAAGCCGUACUCUCUUCUACCACCACUAUCUCCAUCAUUCAUCAUCAUGGCUGCUAAUCGUUUUUCACGGCUUCCUCUCAGUAUCGCCUUGCGUCCAUCCAGAUCAAUCGCUGGACCAAGUACGGAAAGGAUCGCUUAUCAUUCACGACAAUUCCAAACUUCUUCCCCUUCCAAAGGCGCAUGGGACGGUCCACUUUCACAAGCAAAGCUAAACAGAUACUUAGUCGUUGCAGAAGACUUUCCAAAUCCAGGUGCAUUGGCACGUAGACUGGAAGUUCGUGAUGCACAUAUGGCUGACGUACGUAAAGGAGCAGAAGUUGGAAGAGUGGAAUUGGGAGGCGGUCUGUUAAGCAAAGAUUUCAGAGAUGUUUCCGAAUCCGAUUCUCCCGUUUAUUCUUUGUGCGGUAGCGCUUUCGUCGUUCAAGCUGAAAGUUUGGAUGAAGUUCGACAAAGAGUUUUACAAGACGAAUACGUUCUUGCACGCGCUUGGGAUCCAUCUUCACUUAAAAUUUAUCCUUUCUUACCUGCUUUCUUUCAACCGCAAGCCGAACAAUCAAGCGUGAAAGAACAAAUGGAUGUCAUUGAUAGACGCACACCUCGCGGAAUUUCACAAAGUAGGGCAAAAUUGAUCAGAAGAAAUGAAGUUUUCAUCAAAGAUCCACGUACUUCAGGAGCAGCUCUAAACAAAGCUGAUCGAGCAACAAUUCAAGGAUCUUUGAGCGAAUUAAGAAGGGUUGGAGGCGAAAGAGCAGGACCAAGAAAGGCAACUUUGGAUAAUUUACGCAAAUAUUCAGUGCCUCCGAUGUACAGUGAAAGUGCUUGAACUAGGAUCUUGUACGACAAAAGAAAAAAUCAAAAAUGUAACGUGAUACUUUUAAUUGAUAGCGUUCGAUAUUUAAUCUUUGUAGCAUUUUGAGAGUCUUUGCCGCAUCAAUGAAAAGUUGUUCGUCUACUUUUCGCUCCAGAUUUGAUGUCGUGAUCCGGAGAAUGAUCAAUUUCCAUAGCGCUUUUCCCGUGCGGUCGAGUUGAAGGAGAUGCUAAAUGAGAAUGACGGCCUGCAACACCUGAUGUCGAUCUCAAAAGACUAUAUUCGUCUUCAUGUCCACGUCUGGGAGUAUAAGGUAAACUUCGACCAGAAGAAUAGCCGGAUGAUGAUCUCAACAAGCGUGCUUGUUCUCCAUUUGCCACGUCCUUUUUCAGAACACCUUCACCA